Molecule: messenger RNA, 1467 nt
Organism: Alligator sinensis (Chinese alligator)
Lineage: Eukaryota; Metazoa; Chordata; Crocodylia; Alligatoridae
Product: gamma-aminobutyric acid receptor subunit beta-2-like
Exons: 7
Coding region: 1-1140 (379 amino acids)
Biological process (GO): monoatomic ion transmembrane transport; regulation of membrane potential; chemical synaptic transmission
Cellular component (GO): neuron projection; GABA-A receptor complex; membrane
Molecular function (GO): extracellular ligand-gated monoatomic ion channel activity; GABA-A receptor activity; neurotransmitter receptor activity
Source: RefSeq, a predicted model, not a curated record
AUGGCUUUGGUGAAUCCUGAUGGAAUCUGUGAGGAGAACCAGAUGCUGUUGGAUGCCCUGCAGGUGUCCAACUGGAGAAUGGAAGCUCUCAAUAAUGCAGGUAUACUGCUAUUCAAUGCAAUAAUUACAACAACAGCUGCUUGUAUGAUGGACCUACGAAGAUAUCCACUGGAUGAACAAAAUUGCACACUGGAGAUUGAGAGCUAUGGCUAUACAACAGAUGAUAUUGAAUUUUACUGGCGUGGGGGUGAUAAUGCAGUCACAGGAGUGACAAAGAUAGAACUGCCACAAUUCUCCAUUGUAGACUACAAGCUUAUCACCAAGAAUGUUGUUUUCUCUACAGGUUCCUAUCCGAGGCUGUCACUCAGCUUUAAACUAAAGAGAAACAUUGGUUACUUCAUUCUGCAGACCUACAUGCCUUCUAUUCUGAUCACUAUCCUGUCCUGGGUUUCAUUCUGGAUUAAUUAUGAUGCUUCAGCUGCAAGAGUUGCUUUAGGAAUCACAACCGUGCUCACCAUGACAACAAUCAAUACCCAUCUUCGAGAGACUCUCCCCAAAAUUCCCUAUGUGAAAGCCAUUGACAUGUAUCUGAUGGGAUGCUUUGUCUUCGUUUUCAUGGCUUUGCUGGAGUAUGCAUUGGUCAACUACAUCUUCUUUGGCAGGGGACCCCAGCGUCAAAAGAAAGCAGCAGAAAAAGCUGCCAGUGCCAACAAUGAGAAGUUGCGAAUGGAUGUCAAUAAGGACAGAAGAAUAAUUGGCACAUAUCAUUGUCCAGAAAUGUAUUCAACAAAGAUGGAUCCACAUGAAAAUAUUUUGUUGAGCACACUUGAAAUUAAAAAUGAGAUGGCUGCCUCUGAGGCUGUUAUGGGGCUUGGGGACCCUAGAAGCACUAUGCUUGCCUACGAUACUUCAAGCAUCCAGUACCGGAAAGCUGGCUUGCCCCGACACAGCUUUGGCCGCAAUGCCCUGGAACGACAUGUGGCACAAAAGAAAAGUAGGCUACGGAGACGUGCCUCUCAACUGAAAAUUACCAUUCCUGACUUGACUGAUGUAAAUGCCAUAGAUCGAUGGUCGCGCAUAUUCUUCCCUGUUGUUUUUUCCUUCUUCAAUAUUGUCUAUUGGCUUUAUUAUGUGAACUAAAAAACAAAGCCACACAGAAAGCAAGAACUGGAUUUCUCUUCAAAUCGGUUGUACAGCCAAAAGUGGGACUUAGAAAAAUUCUAUUCAGGACAAAAGUUAUUUUAAAACACCUUAGUUGCUGGCCCACUCUAUGGUCUGUUUUCUAACAUUUGGGUUACUUCUGCUAAACUGUUAAUCUGUUCUUAAGUUACAGUAUGAACACAUUCCCCCCCAUUAAAAUAUUAGUGCAUUUGAAGUGUGGAGGUAAAAUUUGAUUGUAACGAUCAUUUCUUUUCUUCUUUUUUUUAUAUAGUAACAUGCAUAUGAGCUAAAACACACAAGCUAUUA